Molecule: messenger RNA, 525 nt
Organism: Penicillium cataractarum
Lineage: Eukaryota; Fungi; Ascomycota; Eurotiomycetes; Eurotiales; Aspergillaceae
Exons: 2
Coding region: 1-525 (174 amino acids)
Source: RefSeq, a predicted model, not a curated record
AUGUCCUCCGACGAUGCCUACAUGUCCUUCCUGGACAAAGCCAACGCAGAUCUCAACGCGGGCCGCCCUCAACAGCAAGGGGCCAGCGAGACCGAGACCGCCCGGACCGAAACGGUGGAUGCCAACACCAACGUCCCCGUGGCGCUGCAGUCGGUCGAUGCGUAUUACAUUUCGGAUGCCGAUGAGCCCUUCGAACCCGUUGCCCUGCGGUGGGAGGGCGCGUCGAAGGGAGAUUGGCCUAGCGCAGAUCAGUUCUCCCGCCUCAUCUCCCCCUCCGCCGAUCUCUCACAGGCUAUCGAAACCCUGAGCCCUUCCUCCUUUGACCCGAAGAACCAGUAUGCCUCCGUGCUACGUGCUGUCCGCUCGGCAGCCGUGGAAAAGGCCUCCGAUGCGGACCAGUCUGGCGUCGAGGUCAAGGUUUACCGGGUAGAGUUGACGAGCACGAAAUUGGAGUAUUGGGUGCUGGCUCUGGAUGUGCCGGGUAGUCGGGUUGUUGGUCUACGAGCGAAGGCGUUUGAGUCGUAG